Saccostrea cuccullata (small rock oyster) is the source of this 4451-nucleotide messenger RNA. Its product is annotated as nuclear pore complex protein Nup155-like. Bases 122 to 3967 code for a protein of 1281 amino acids. Gene Ontology annotation, biological process: transcription-dependent tethering of RNA polymerase II gene DNA at nuclear periphery; protein import into nucleus; RNA export from nucleus. The record is from RefSeq and is a predicted model, not a curated record. Gene Ontology annotation, cellular component: nuclear pore; nuclear pore inner ring. Gene Ontology annotation, molecular function: structural constituent of nuclear pore; protein binding. The transcript has 34 exons. Lineage: Eukaryota; Metazoa; Mollusca; Bivalvia; Ostreida; Ostreidae.
UCACUUCAUUUGUUUCCGGUUUAAAAAAUUGGCGGCACAUGCUAUUUAAAGGUUUAAAUUAGACCAAAAAAGCGAAAGUACCCAAAGUUUGACACUUGCAUUUGGCGGUUUACCCUUUAGGAUGUCCUCCUUUAUGGGCACCCCUCAAUUCUCAUACCAAGACUGGUUGGAAAAUGCAGCCAGACAGGUGGAUAAACAGCUUCAGGAUGACAGAAGCUACCAAGAAUUGUCUGAUCAACUUAAGGUCCCAGUUCACAAUCAACCAAGCUUAAGUGGAUUGAAUGAGUUAGAUUAUCCUAGCUUACCAGAAGCUGGAAUUUCUAUUGAAAACUUGUGUGAGAUUAGCAAUGUGAAAAGAGUUCCACUGCCCCCUGAACUGGUAGAGCAGUUUGAACGGAUGCAGUGUAAUUGCAUGAUGGGACUGUUUCCCACCAUUGAGAGAGCGUGGUUGACCAUUGAUAGUGAUAUUUUUGUGUGGAGAUAUGAAGAUGGCACUGACUUGGCGUACUUUGAUGGCCUGAAUGAAACCAUACUCAGUGCUGCUCUAGUGAAACCAAAGCCAGGUAUUUUCCAGCCACAUAUCCAGUAUUUACUUUGUCUGGCUACCCCUGUGGACAUAGUAUUACUAGGAGUCAGUUUCUCCAAACCCUACCAUGAUGUGACAGCUGACAGUGGCAGCGGUGAAAUGCAUCUCCUUCCUGAGCCCCUCUUUUCCAUCCCAACAGACAAUACAUAUAUAGUUAGCAUUAAAGGGGCCCCCAAUGGGAGAAUCUUUAUGGCAGGAAAAGAUGGCUGUUUGUAUGAACUGGCUUAUCAGGCUGAUGAUGGAUGGUUCAGUAGAAAAUGCAGGAAGAUAAAUCACUCAACCAGUACCCUGUCUUUCCUUGUCCCAUCUUUUCUCAACUUUUCCUUCAGCGAGGAUGAUCCUUUGCUACAGCUGAGUUUGGAUGACUCCAGAAAUAUUCUUUAUGCCUGCACUGAGAAAGGGACAAUUCAGGUAUUUGACCUUGGACAAGAUGGGAAGGGUAUGAGUAGAGUGGCCUCCAUACCACUGAAUAAUGUGGUCCACAGUGCCUCCCUCAUUGCCAGAACUGUGGAGAGGUCCAAUUUCAAGCCCAUUGUCCAUAUCAGUGCCUUGACAAAGUCAGAGUCAACAAAUAUUCACCUUGUUGCCAUCACAAAAACUGGUGUUCGGCUGUACUUUACUACCAACCCAUUUGGUAACAACAAAGGACGGCCCAGCAUGCUGACCCUGGUUCAUGUUCGACUUCCUCCAGGGUUUUCUGCCUCUACUGUUGUUCAUAAACCACAGAAUGUUCAUAUGGCUUAUCACAAGAAAGGAACUUUGUUACUGGUGGCCUCCCAGACAGAAGACAAUGAUUUACUGUGGACCAUUAGUAAUGACUCGUUCCCAUUCCAAGGGCAGCUCAUGGAGGCUCAUAGUACCAUCCCUAUAGACGGUCGUACCUGGGCUAUGUGUGAGGUGACAUCGGGGGAGACCAGUGUCACUGUAGACAAACCGGAUCCUCCAUCAGUGGUCACUCAACACUCAGAGUCCCCGAGACAGUUUGUUCUUCUCAGUGCUCAGGGUAGUCAUAUAUUCUCUAAGAUGAGGCCUGUGGAUCAGCUGAGACAGCUGUUGAUUGAUUUUCAGGGACCAGAUGCAGAGGAGGUCAAGGCAUUCUUUAGACUACACAAGAUUGAGCAGGCGUGUUCUACCUGUCUUAUCCUGGCUUGUUCUAGGAUCGCAGCAGAUCAGCAGGUUGCCACCUGGGCUACCAUGGCCUUCUUUAUGUAUGGUGGAGAGCCUCAACUUCAUUUUACUGGUACUCCAAUGGGCACCGAUGGUAGGAUGAUGCCAAGCAACCUGGGAGCUAUGGGUUUACAUCAGACAUCCACCCCAGCUCCAGGAAUGGGACACCCAUACUUUCACCCAGCCAUGACUCCAGGACCUAACAUUACACAGGAAAUAGCCUUCUCAGGAAAACACAAUGGAAUCUGUCUGUACCUAGCCAGAAUCCUCAGGUCAAUUUGGGAAAAUAAUGUCACAAUGGAUUAUCCCUGCCAAUCAACACAAGGAGUCACAAAUUAUCUAACAAGCAGAAUAAAUGGUGAUGACUUGAACAAAAUUUUGGAGAAUGUCAGGGGGCUUUCAGACUUUGUGGAAUUCAACUCUAGAUUUGAUACUGGGCCAUCAGAGGGGAUGAUGUCACAAGUGCCAUUUUCUCCACACAUGAUGGGACACAUUGAUGAGCAAGGACGCAAAAAGUUACAAGGUAAUCACCAGGCCUCAAUGUGUGGUGCUUUAAUAACCUGUUUAAUUAAUCGUUACCUGGAUGACAAUGCUACAAUUGAUGCUAUCAGUAGCAGGCUACGAGAAGUGUGUCCAUCUCUCUAUAGCUCGGAUGAUGCCACCUGUUCAAAGGCUAAUGAACUCUUACAAGCUGCCAAAAUCAAUAAAAAUCAAAACGAAAAGAUGACACAGCUGAAUGAGGCAUUGAAGCUAUACAAAGAGGUGUCCCAGCCCCUUCAGCUGCCUGUGGUCUGUACCCAGUUUGCCUUGGUCCACUACUACACAGGUAUUGUUGACCUGUGCCUGACCCUGGCAAAAAAGAGGGACCCCCAGAAUCUGGCCCUCCAUUUCUACAGGAGUGGGGAGCCUCAGGAGGAUAUCCAGGGAAUGACAGCUUAUAUGACAAGGAUGGAAUGCUACAACUGUAUCACAGACACCCUGGCCUAUCUCCUGUCUGCCAGCGUCUCCCACCCCCACGCUCCCAGUGUUCCUAAGUCCCCGGGUCCACCCCCACAACCAGAUCCCAACAGGAUGACCACUCACGAUGCAGAAAAACACAAGGAAGAAGUUUUCCGCAUGUCGCUUAAAUCUGAUGACGAGUUGUUCCAUGUUGCUCUGUAUGACUGGUUUUUUAAUGCUAACCUCACAGAAAAAUUGUUAGAGGUGCAAACACCAUUUAUAGAGCCAUAUUUAAAAAGGAAAGCCACAUGUUCAUCAGAAGCAAUAGGAGCCCUUGAUAUGUUGUGGAAGUACUAUGAGAAAUGUAGAAACUUUUCUGCUGCAGCCAGAAUUUUAUCAAGGCUGGCAGAAAGACUAGGGACUGAUGUGAACCUACAACAGAGGAUAGAGUACCUGUCGCGGGCCAUCAUGUGUGCCAAGAGUUCCUCCACCAGGACCAGCUCAGCCGUGGAGGGAGAGUUCCUACAUGAACUGGAGGAGAAAAUGGAGGUGGCUCGCCUACAACUCCAGGUCCAGAGAGCUCUAAGUAAACUCCCCAGUAAUAUUCUAGAUGUCCAGUACGCACUCACAAGUCUAGAUUCAGAACUCAUGGACCUAACCAGGCUGUACGAAGACUUUGCAGACAGGUUUGACCUCUCAGAAUGCAAACUGGCCAUCGUCCAUUGUGCAGGAUUGUAUGAUGGGGCCCUCAUUGAGAAUCUCUGGCAGAACAUUAUUGAUAAAGAAAUUGAAGCUACGAUUAAUAUGAAUCCCGGCCUAAGAACAACAAAUCUUCAGAACAAGUUGUUACCGAUUGGCAGACUGUAUAUAAAGUCAGAUAGAUACUUUCCCAUUGCUUUCCUUGUAAAGCAUUUGGAGCAGAGGAGUUGUGAUCUGGAUUUAAACACUAGAUGGGUAUUUCUUCUGAUGUUGGACAUUGGUGUGCCUCCUUCCAAACUGCUGGAAAUUUAUGACAGACUCUUCAAAUCCAGGGAUCCAUAUUGGCAACAGGUUCAGAAACCAUUACGACUACUAGAAGUUCUUCAUGAUUUAUUGUCACACAUUUGCGAAAAUCGGGCCAUCAUUCCAGCUUAUGAAAGGCGAUCAUUUACAACAAUGUGUUUGGAUUUUGUGUCUAACUACCUGGUAGAACUUCAGACCAUGAGAAGCACGCCACAACAAGCAGCUGUUGUUAGUCAUUUUAAACGCCUUCAGGCUCAGCUGGAGAGAUUCUAACAUCAAAGACAUAAAAAACUUCAGGAUCACCAAUUCUAACAUCAAACAGGGACAUAGAAACAUCUUUUUUAUUACUAUACAAGCAUCAAACAUUAUUGUUAUUAAAAUUGAGAAUUUAAAAAAUUGAAGAUGGAGAAAGCAGAGAUGUACAUGUAUGUAAAUGACUGAAUGAAAUUGAAUUGUCAUUUGGACCAGUAAUUUAGGUUUUGUACACAAGAAUGAGAGAGAAGCAGAUAUUAUGAUGAGGACUUCUGGUUCAUGUAUGAAAGAUUUUCACGUUAUUUGAUGAGUUGAAAUGAGUGUGUUGUUGUGAGUAACAUGUUUACAAAUGUAAUGGUAUUUUUACAGUGUUGUUAGCAUUAAGUUAAAAGAAUGUUACUCUUUGAGAUAUUAAAAUCAGAUUAUUGUAACAUUGUUUAAAAAUUUUGAAUGGUCAAAUUAUCAUUGUAAAAAUAUGUAAAAAAAUAAACACUCGAUAUAAAUU